AUGCGUGCUCGCAUGGUUCAUAUUGGUCAUCAACAACUUUCACAAGCGUAUUCUCCUCACGGCGAGCAUAUCAAUGCUGUCGAUCGUGCGCGAUUAAACGAAUUGUUGUUGGACGCUGCCGAGCAGUUGCCUAAUGUCACCCUAUUUUUUGAAUAUCAAUUCGUGCAUGCUAAUAUCAUAGAUGGACACAUGAUAUUCGUGAACAAUAGUCAGGAACACAUUUACGAAGCGGACCUUAUUGUGGGCGCCGACGGAGCUUACUCCAAAGUGCGAUCUCAGAUGAUGCGAGCAACAAGAAUGAACUAUGAACAAGUGUACAUUGAUACAGCUUACUGUGAACUAUCCAUGCCACCAAUACAAGGAAAAGACGGUGAACCUUCCUUUGCUCUGGACCCCAAUCAUUUGCAUAUUUGGCCGCGCCAUACAUUCAUGCUGAUCGCUUUACCUAAUCCGGAUCGUUCUUUUACAUGCACAUUAUUUAUGCCGUUUGAUAUGUUUGAUGCUAUUGAUACCGAGGAAAAGCUACUGGCAUUUUUCAACGAGCAUUUCAAGGACGCGGUGCCUCUGAUUGGACGAGAUCGACUGAUUCAGGAUUAUUUUGCUCAUCCUCGUGGUUCAUUGAUUACGGUGAAAGCGUCACCACAUCAUGUCGACGGUAAAGCGGUGAUGAUUGGUGAUGCCGCCCAUGCCAUGGUUCCUUUUUACGGACAAGGCAUGAAUUGCGGUUUUCAGGACGUGGAAGUCCUUCACAGUAUUCUGGAUCGAUACGGCGUGACACCGCUAUUGCGCAAUGAUGAACAAGGAAACACGCAUGUGCCUGGACUGAAAGAGGCACUGGAGGCUUAUUCCGAGGAACAUGUGAAAGAUACGCAUACGAUUUGCGAGUUGGCUCUGUAUAACUAUUACGAAAUGCGCUCGGCAGUGACUUCGCUACGCUACAUGGCGCGGAAAAAAGUGGAAUCGCUUAUUCACAUCGCGUUUCCUCACUUGAUUAUUCCACUUUAUACCAUGGUCAGUUUCUCGACAUAUCCCUAUUCGCAAGCUCUGCAACGUUGGAAACGACAGAACUAUUGGUUACAUGUGUCUGCGGUCGCCGCUGCCACCGCCACCGUCGCCAUCGUAGGCAUUUAUUCCCAGAGACAUUUGCGGCACCUGGGACACCUUGCAUGGCAGCAGCUGCUCUCUUCUUCACAAGUUGUAAAAAAUACCAUGAUGAGUAUCAAAGCAUAG
Messenger RNA from Radiomyces spectabilis, 1230 nucleotides. RefSeq lists its product as uncharacterized. The record is from RefSeq and is a predicted model, not a curated record. Lineage: Eukaryota; Fungi; Mucoromycota; Mucoromycetes; Mucorales; Radiomycetaceae. Gene Ontology annotation, cellular component: mitochondrial outer membrane. The transcript has 4 exons. Bases 1 to 1230 code for a protein of 409 amino acids. Gene Ontology annotation, biological process: NAD+ metabolic process. Gene Ontology annotation, molecular function: FAD binding; kynurenine 3-monooxygenase activity; NAD(P)H oxidase H2O2-forming activity.